GGACAACGACACAAGCAAAGGUCACCAAGAACAGCCAGUAACACUUACCAGUAUGGCUAUCCAACAAUCUCUGUUAGACAGGCCUAGAAAAUCUGUUUCCAAAACUAUCUGCUUAAUCUUUUCUAUAGCUGCUGUCAUGAGCUCAUCAGCCUUUGUUGGUUCUUAUCUCAUCAAAUCCACCUCCUUCUUCAACCAAUCCUCUCCUCAACAUCUCUGUGAUCAUGCACUUGAUAGGGCAACAUGUUUAACCCAUGUCUCAGAAGUGGUACAAGGUCCGAUCUUGACCCCCACAAAAGACCACAAAUUCAAUUUGUUACAGUCAUUCCUAAUGAAAUACACCUCACACAUUAAGAGAGUUAUGAACACAGCCAGUUCUAUCAAACUUAGGAUCAACAGUCCCAAAGAAGAAGAAGCUUUGCACGAUUGUGUGGAGUUGAUGGACUUAUCUAUCAGCAGAGUUAGGGACUCAAUGGUGACCCUAACAAAACAAACCAUUGAGUCCCAACAAGAUGCACACACAUGGCUAAGUAGCGUGCUUACUAACCAUGCAACUUGUUUGGAUGGGUUAGAGGGGUCAGCUAGCGCCUUUAUGAAGGACGAACUCGAGGACUUGAUAUCCAGAGCAAGAACUUCUCUGGCCAUGUUUGUUGCUGUUUUGCCCCCAAAGGUUGAACAAAUUAUUGAUGAACCUUUAAGUGGAGACUUUCCCUCAUGGGUGAGCAGCAAGGAUCGGAGACUUUUGGAGUCUACUGUUGGCGACAUCAAGGCCAAUGUUGUGGUAGCUAAGGAUGGAAGUGGCAAGUUUAAGACUGUGGCUGAGGCUGUAGCAUCCGCACCUGACAACGGUAAGACAAGGUAUGUUAUUUACGUGAAAAAGGGAACUUAUAAAGAAAAUGUUGAAAUCGGCAAGAAGAAGACCAACGUGAUGCUUGUAGGAGAUGGUAAGGAUGCAACUGUAAUCACCGGCAACUUGAAUUUCAUCGACGGAACAACCACGUUUAAGACUGCCACUGUUGCUGCUGUGGGUGAUGGAUUUAUAGCUCAAGACAUAUGGUUUCAAAACACAGCAGGCCCACAGAAGCACCAAGCAGUGGCUCUUCGUGUAGGCGCUGACCAAUCCGUCAUAAACCGCUGUCGCAUUGAUGCCUUCCAAGACACUCUCUACGCUCACUCCAACAGGCAGUUCUACCGAGACUCUUUUAUUACUGGCACCGUUGACUUUAUAUUUGGAAAUGCAGCUGUUGUUUUCCAAAAGUGCGACUUGGUGGCCCGAAAGCCCAUGGAUAAACAGAACAACAUGGUCACUGCCCAAGGACGAGAAGAUCCAAACCAGAACACAGGAACUUCAAUUCAACAAUGUAACCUAACACCAAGUUCGGAUCUUAAGCCUGUCGUGGGCUCCAUCAAAACUUUUCUAGGGCGCCCAUGGAAGAAGUACUCCAGAACUGUUGUGAUGCAGUCGACAUUGGACAGCCACAUUGACCCAACAGGAUGGGCUGAAUGGGAUGCCCAAAGUAAAGACUUUUUGCAAACGUUGUAUUAUGGAGAGUACAUGAAUAAUGGCCCCGGUGCCGGUACCAGCAAGAGAGUGAAUUGGCCUGGUUACCAUAUCAUCAAAACUGCAGCUGAGGCCAGCAAGUUCACGGUAGCACAACUCAUCCAAGGCAAUGUUUGGUUGAAGAACACUGGGGUCAACUUCAUUGAAGGCCUCUAAAUAUGGCCUUUGGAAAACUGAUGUGUGCUUAUAUCUGAUAUGGGUGGUUUUUGAUAUGUAGGCAGCACAAUGAGGUUUGGACUUUUUCGUUUGUAGGAAGUUGCUAUGGCGAUGGCCUUGUAUCCUGUAGGGUCUAUGUAACGUUACAUAUAUGUAAAAUAAACUUGUUUGUGACUUCCAAAAUGCUUCUUUGAUUUCCUCACAAAAUUUAAUGGGUUGAUUUGAUGCAA
This is a messenger RNA of Glycine soja, 1944 nucleotides long. Its product is annotated as pectinesterase-like. Lineage: Eukaryota; Viridiplantae; Streptophyta; Magnoliopsida; Fabales; Fabaceae. The coding region runs from base 53 to 1714 and encodes 553 amino acids. The transcript is spliced from 2 exons. Gene Ontology annotation, biological process: cell wall modification. The record is from RefSeq and is a predicted model, not a curated record. Gene Ontology annotation, molecular function: pectinesterase activity; pectinesterase inhibitor activity.